Messenger RNA from Acipenser ruthenus (sterlet), 3577 nucleotides. RefSeq names its product mitochondrial import receptor subunit TOM70-like. Gene Ontology annotation, molecular function: protein binding. The record is from RefSeq and is a predicted model, not a curated record. NCBI's taxonomy places the organism in Eukaryota, Metazoa, Chordata, Actinopteri, Acipenseriformes, Acipenseridae. The coding region runs from base 128 to 1867 and encodes 579 amino acids. The transcript is spliced from 12 exons.
UGCGUGCCCCGGAUCGGGUUGUUGUCUGCCACCCCCGUAGUAUCCCGUGAUGCAGUAGCGUAGCCCUGACCUCUUGCUGUCGCUCUCUCUCUGAAGCUGUCUUGUGUCUGUAGUGGUGUGCUUCUGCAUGAUGGCGGCCUCGAAGCCUGUGGAGCCACAGUCUGGCACUGGUCUGCCCCGUUGGCAGGUUGCACUCAUGGUGGGAGCACCAAUCCUAAUAGGGGCCGGAGCGGUCUACCUCUGGAACCGCAGCCGUAAGAAGUCAAAGAAAGGCAAGCGCAACGGGGAAAGGGAAACUCCGGAGGGCAGCGCGAGUCCCGUGUCGAAGCCGGAGAAGCCAGACGGCGACCCCGAGGAAAUGAAUCCUCUGGACCGGGCUCAGGCUGCGAAGAAUAAAGGCAACAAGUAUUUCAAGGCAGCAAAGUAUGAGCAGGCAAUCCAGUGCUACUCUGAGGCCAUCAGCCGGUGUCCCACUGAGCAGAAGGGAGAUCUCUCUACAUUCUACCAGAACAGAGCUGCAGCAUUCGAACAGCAGCAAAAAUGGCAGGAAGUGGUGGAUGACUGCACACGAGCAGUGGAGCUGAACCCUCGCUACAUCAAGGCGCUAUUCCGCCGAGCCAAAGCCCAAGAGCGCCUGGACAACAAGAAACAGUGUUUGGAAGAUGUGACAGCUGUAUGUAUUCUAGAAGCUUUCCAGAAUCAGCAGAGCAUGCUUUUGGCAGACAAAGUGCUCAAGCUGCUUGGAAAAGAAAAAGCAAAAGAAAAAUACAAGAACCGAGAGCCCCUGAUGCCAUCUCCUCAGUUCAUCAAGUCGUACUUCAGCUCCUUCACAGACGACAUCAUCUCGCAGCCCCUCCUGAAGGGAGAGAAGGCAGACGAGGACAAAGAUAAGGAGGGGGAGACAGCCGAGGUCAAAGAGAGCUCUGGCUACCUGAAAGCUAAGCAGUUCAUGGAGGAGGAGAACUAUGACAAAAUCAUCAGUGAGUGCACGAAAGAGAUUGAGACUCGCGGGAAGUACGUGGCAGAGGCUUUGUUACUGCGGGCUACUUUUAACCUGCUGAUCGGCAACGCUACUGCUGCUAAACCAGACCUGGACCAGGUCAUCAACAUGCAGGAAGCCAGCGUUAAGCAGCUACGCGCUAAUGCCCUGAUCAAGCGUGGCAGUAUGUACAUGCAGCAGCAGCAGCCCAUGCUUUCCACACAGGACUUCAACAUGGCUGCAGACAUCGAUUCUCAGAAUGCAGACGUGUACCACCACAGAGGCCAGCUGAAGAUCUUGCUUGACCAGGUAGAGGAAGCAGUGGGAGAUUUCGACAAGUGCAUUAUACUGCGUCCAGAUUCUGCUUUAGCACAAGCCCAGAAAUGCUUUGCUCUGUACCGCCAGGCUUACACAGGAAACAACCCUUCACAAGUCCAGACUGCCAUGGACGGCUUUGAAGACGUCAUUAAAAGAUUCCCAAAGUGUGCAGAGGGGUAUGCACUGUAUGCACAGGCAUUGACAGAUCAGCAGCACUUUGGAAAAGCCAAUGAGAUGUAUAAUAAGUGCAUCGACCUGGAACCAGACAACGCCACUACAUAUGUGCAUAAAGGUUUACUACAGCUCCAGUGGAAGCAAGACCUUGAUAAAGGUUUAGAUCUGAUCAGCAAAGCCAUUGAGAUCGACAACAAAUGUGACUUUGCGUAUGAAACAAUGGGGACCAUUGAAGUUCAAAGAGGCAACUUGGAUAAGGCGAUUGACAUGUUCAACAAAGCUAUUAACCUGGCCAAGUCAGAAAUGGAGAUGGCGCACCUCUACUCGCUGUGUGAUGCUGCUUACGCUCAGACAGAAGUGGCUAAGAAAUACGGAUUGAAGCCCCCAACACUGUAACGCUACAUUCAUGCACUCUCCCAGUCGCUCCACUGCUGACCCUGAAAGUUAACUUUUUUUUUUUUUUUGUAACAGCUGUGUUGGAUGACAAAAUGUGUUCCGUGAUCCUGUAAUUCUAUGUUCGAUGUUUAAGUGUCAAGGGUGUUAAAGCAGCCUGUAAUAAACAAAUACUCCUGCCAGGGGAAGGGAAAGGUUUGCUCUUCAACCCCCCACCUUACCCCGUCCCCCACUACAACUCCCAGCACAGCCGUGCAGUUCAAAAUAUGCAUAGCUCCCCAAACCCCCCUUGUACAUGAUGUUAGGCUUCAAAGAAUCCCUGCUGGCUGUGAUUUAACCCUUUCUACCUUCGUUAACCCUCGUCCAGGGGCAGCCACUAGAAUUUACAGUAGUAGUAAGUCACCUUUUUCCCCCUCCCACCUCGUGUCCAUGCUAAACAGUCCAGUCCAGAUUCCUGUCUGAACCUUGUGGAUUUAUUUGAACCAAUUCAACUUCUAAUCAGGCCCUGAAGUCAACCUGUAGUGGAAUGGCCUUAAGGACCAGAGUUGCCUUCAACUGCGUAUUCAUUACAGCGUAUUACUCAAGGGCUUCUGCAAUCUGUGUGUUAGUAAAUACUUCAGGGCCUGGUUUGCAGUUUUAAGAGGAUCAAUUCUGUACAUUAAAUGGCUAUCAAGGACCAGUGUUGCCUGUACCUGGUUAAAAGUUACUGAAAACUGUUGUGCUGCACAGGGUGAUCCCAUUGUUAUCUUACUCGCCACAUUAUGACACCUUGAAAACUGACAGGCAUCCUCUGAUAAGAUGUAAAGGGUUCAUGAAUCACAGGAGAGCUGUAAAAGAUGUGUUUGCCAAUAUACACACAUUUGUUUUUGUUUUUUUAAUUGAUUUUUUUUUUCUUUUUAUAUUAUGUACAGCAUGUGUGGGUUUUCUCAAAUAAAUGUUAAUAUAAUUAUAGUACUGUAAAAUUGCUUUAUAAUCCAGCCAAUUUGUUAGUGUUGGGUUUUAAUGUGAAAUUCAGCAGUUAUGUAUAAUUAAUGAUUAGUUUUUCUUUGUCCUCAAAUGUGAGAAGCCAUGAGGGGAAAUUAAACUUUAUUUCUUAAUGUGCUUUUUAUAUGCGCUGCAGCUUUGGAAAAUGGCUUGUCAAGAAUGGCUUGUGCUGUACUAUAGUUUUGCUGGACAGGAGUUGGAUGGUAAUCCAGUACUGAACACACUCAACAAAUUUUGAACAGAGGCAUCUUUCAGCUAGACAGAAAAUACAUAUAUUCUGGCUAAAAUCCCUUACCCUUUAAUUCUAAUUGUGUGUUUGUUUUUUUGUUUGUUUUUUUACAUAACAAAUCGCAUUCCUGUAUUUUUAUAGAUAAUGUGAAUGUGUUUCCUUAAAGGCAGUACACCUCUAAAUCUGUGAAGGCAAGGUUUGAACACUUAAUACAUGACAACCUGAUGCAAUAAACUGACUGAAGUUACUGAUUCUGAUGCACAUGUUGCAGAUGAAUCCUUAAAACCAAGCCCCACUUCCAAUAGAUCUGUUCAGGUUCUUAUCCUGUGAGUGUGCGGUGUGCGGGGGAAUCUCUUCACAUCCACUAAAGUAGUUCAAACCUGUACAUUGUUAUCUUGUAUUGGGUGUGCGAUUCCAGUUGGGUGGAUGUUUGCAUGGAUACUCUGUAUGCAUACUUGCUCACAACCCAAAGAGCAACCAAUAAACAUGCAUUUUCUGUU